GCGAGCUUCAGUUGGGUGGUAGGUGCUUACGGAAAAUCAUCCUCGAAGAAGGAUCCUCCCGUGAAAUCCCGUACUCGUGCUAGUUCGCGGUAUCCGUGUGCCGUGUGAUGAGUGCUAAGCGACAUAUUAGGUGGAAGCUUUUUUUCGGGUGAUCAGGAAUUACGGCACAAGUGAUUUGUGACCAGUGAAAAUCUGCUCCGUGCAGGAUAUUCGCACGGGAAGAAGGAUAGAACGUGCAAAAUACUGACACACUCCGAGGAGGCAAAAUAAAAAAAAAUAAAAACUACGGCGCGAGUGAAUGUGUACACAUGUAUAUACACAACAAGGCGAGAAGUGCGAAAAUCGAUUUCGUCCUUUUACGUGAACGAGGAAAGAUUGCUCGCCCGUUGCUCAGCUCUUGAGCCUAAGGCAAUUUGCUGUUAAUUAUAUUUAUUCGCGCAAUGAACUUUCGUGAUUUUGGGCUCAGCAGGAAAGCUUUACCCGCGUGGGGUGGUGAUUAGAUGGAAAUGAAAAUGAAGUGAAAAAAUAACACAGUGCUAUCCAAACGAGAAUGUGUUGAUUUUGACCCGGUUGGCACGAUCCCCUUUCUGGAUUUACUGGCAUGAUUGGAAUUUGAGUGCGUGGAACACGAGCUGCCAGGGAAAUGAAAACACAUGAAUAAUAUGGUAACCGGAUUGUUGUGCUAUUGAAAAUCACGCGAAAAGUGGAGUUAUUUUUAAAUUGUUCUAUAAAGUGGUGGUUGGUGUGAAUUUUUGAUUCGAUCGAAGGAUAACGAUCGAAGUGAACGAAAGAAAAUUCUAGGAAGUAAUAGUUGCAAUAUAAGUGGCGUAAUUGAUUGCGUGAGGGUAAACUAUUUAAAUAAAGCAGAGUGGGUUAAUAAACUCACUAAUGGUAUUGUUGUUCGUGAACCAUAAAACCAGAAUUUAAUUACGAAACGAUUUCCAAAGUUGCAACUGUUAACGGUAUAAUUAAUUAUCCACCAAAACCAAACCAUCAUUCCAGUUGCAUCGUAGUAGCCGUUGCAAAACCGACAAUCUCGGCAACGGUCCAUUUUACGACGCGAUAAGUUCCUCCACCGCUCCGUUGGCAACGAUUACGAAUGUCGCGCUUCGAAGAACCAUAGCAAAACGAAGUGAUAUUACUCACCGUCCGCUGGAGGAUCUUAUCCCGCCAUCAUCUUACGCCAGCGGCCACAAUCGCGACCAAUAAGUCAAACGAGGCAAAUUGCGAAAAUUUAUGCUACCCGUAGUGAAAACGUAAACCUAUCUAAAGUCGCUACGAAAGAAAAAAAAAACUCCGAAAUAUCCAUGACCUAGCUAUUUUCCUGUUUUUUUAUUCGUGUUGGUUCUCGCCGCCAAUUGUCGACCAGCACGGAUGUUGACGGUGGUUCCGCAAAUAAAGGAGGAUAAAGAAGAAGAGAGAAAAAAAGUGAAAGUCCCCUAACCUCGAUUGUGCUAUAAAUUGAUGCUGUUUAGUGCGCGCGGUGGAAUUUCCAAUUUUAUGACGCUGGUACCGCAGCAGCUUUAGUGGUGUCGCAUUCCGCCAGCAGUGCCAGGAUUUGAGGGCUCGAGCCUGUGUUUCGGGUAGCAACCGCUUUGCUGGUGCUUGCUGCGCUGCUACGCAUUGACGGGGCAGUGAUUCUUUUUUAACGCGGUAUUUGUAGCGAAAAAAGCGUGAAUAAGUAGUCAUAAAAAGGGAAAUUAUCGACUGCUGGUGGAAAAAUCAGUGCUACCCGGUCUCGAAGGGAUUCAGAACGCUAUUUUUUCGUGGCGAGGAUUUAAGGUAGGCAGCUGUUUGGCGAUACAGAGAAGUAAGCACUUUCGAAUUUUGGAUUCAAAUCAUAGAAAUCGUGAAAAGCAUGCUUUUGGAGAAUAUCAUUUUAGCAGCAUUCCAGCGGACACGUUGCCAGUGCCAUCAGCGUAGCCGAGUAAGCGAAGCAGAAAACACCUCCAUUCACUAGUCAGAUCGUCGAUCGUCAAGCGUGAAAAACGAACCGGGUAAAAUUCUUUACCCGUUCCUGGAUUCUGCUCUCUCUCUCUAUAUAUAUAUACCGGUAAUAGAGAUAUUAAAACUUUCCAUUUUUCCGCACCAGACCGAAGCAGCACAGCUUCACAAUGGCAAACUGGAUCACAAUGGCAAUUGAUUUAAAUGGUGUAAUGAAAAUUAGCUGAAUGAAGGCUGGCCUACCCGAAGCAGCCGGCAGUUGCAGUUGCCGUGCGGUGGUGUGGUGGCGGGGUUAGUUCCGGGGAGGGAAAAGUUUUUCCACUCUAGUGACUAACCGCAAGGGACGUUACUGGCUGCUGUGUCUAUUGGUGUGUGCUUGUGUGUGUGCCAGAGUGGUCAGACCGGGUGACAGCGAUGGCGUAAUCAUACCGUCACAGUGGGUUGUCCAUCCGUUACGAUAGUGUGCGCCAGCUGUCCGAACUAAUUUUUCCCACUGGAUUGUCCUCCAGAGUGCUUGCUAGUCGGCGGUAACAAACAACCGGGGGAAAGGGUGGAAAAUCGGAAAGUUUUUCACACCAGACCACUCUCUAUCUCGGCUAGAAACGAACCCGGCACAGGAGCUCGCGCUGAUAGUGGAAUAAUGUGAUAAUAGCCCGGGAAGGAAAAGUUUCCAACAUUGUGUGAGAUAAAGAUUGACAAAGCGGAGAAAAAGUGGUGAGACUGUUGCGUGGACGGGUUCGGGGGGAAAAAGUAAAUAGUUGGUUGUGAGUUUGGACCUUCCUGAAAUGACCAGCUGAGGAAGGGUGUGGCGCGUGUGAUGCGUGGUGAAAUGUGGUGCUAAAACAAGUUCGUCAAUUGUCGAAAGAAUAGAUUUCAAUUAAGCCAACCAGCGAAAGUUACAUACCCCGAGCCAAACCGUUUUCCAGAAUGCCGGCCGUGAUGAUGGAGCUGAAACUGAUUAUCCUGUGUUUGCCGUCUAUUCUGCUGGCCACCACCCUCGAAUCAGAUAACAAAUCAAUACUUGCCAAUACGGACUGGAAAAAGCUCUGGCAGGAAACGGGUCUGCUUGGUAGCAGUAGCGGUGGUGGUGGCAGUGGUGGUAGUGGAAGCUCCAGCGGAACGAGUAGUAGCGGAGGUAUUGGUCUCAGUGCAGGAAUUGGGACCAUCAGCGCCGGUAUUGGCAGUCCUCGGUUAGACAAUCACCUCGAUAGCAGCGAUUCGACGUUGCUCGAUGAUGGCGAGGUGAUGGCGCACAACACAACCGUCCAGCUUGGAGGCGUCGCGUUCCUGGUCUGCAAGGUGGCAGGCGUGGACAGAGUGGGUGUACAUUGGAACCAAAUCUCGUGGAUUCGGCGGCGAGAUUGGCACAUCCUGUCCUCCGGAGCACAGAUGUACACCAAUGAUGAACGGUUCGCGAUUCUGCAUACGCCCGGUUCCAACACGUGGACGUUGCAGAUCAAGUUCGUGCAGCGAAGGGAUCACGGUACCUACGAGUGUCAGGUAUCAACGCCAACCGGUGUAAUUUCCCAUUUCGUGAAUCUGCAAGUGGUGGUACCCGAAGCGUUCAUUCUCGGUUCCGGCGAGCUGCACGUGGAUAUGGGAUCAACAAUCAAUUUAGUUUGCAUAAUUGAGAAGAGCCCACAGCCGCCACAAUACGUGUACUGGCAGCGGAACGACCGGAUGAUCAACUACGACGACUCGCGGCGGGACAUCUCGAUCGAAACGGUGCCCGGUCCGCGAACGCAAAGCCGACUCAUUAUUCGGGAGCCGCAAAUCAACGACUCCGGCAACUACACCUGUUCGGCUAGCAACACCGAGCCGGCGAGUAUAUACGUGUUCGUGUCCAAAGGUGACAACACCGCGGCGAUAUCGCGUCGGAAAACGAGUGGCGCCGGUGCAACGAUCGCAGUUACCACGCACCUAUCCUCGCUGCUGCUAGACAGUCUAUUCGUAAUCCCCGGAGUGAUAGCAUCCUUCCUGCUGACGGCGAGGUACCAGGUCUGAACGUGAGGCAACCAUUUCCCGAGCACAAUCCCAGCCCCAGUUGUCCGCAGUAGUUAGUGAGUAUGUAUCGAUCUAGUGGGAACCGGAAGCUGGGUUCAAUGUACCACGCUUACGUUGGGGAAGCAUUUUUCAUACAGGACGAAACAGGAGCACGACGACGAAUGAAAUUGAAAGCACACAACCGUCAUCCUUUGUAUAUUCUCUGGACAACUUCGUUUACCCAAUCGACCUAAUGGUUCGAACAGCAACAAAAUAGCCUGUUGUUUCAAUUCUCCUCGAAGCCACAAUGAGGUUGCUACACGGCCACCGUAAUGCAUUUUUUACAACCGAGCGGAAAUUAACUUUGAAACUGCGACACUAACCCAAGUGGAAAGUAAGGAAUUUCUGUGUUCAAUUUCUUGUGUCAGGAAUAGAGAGAGAGGAAAUUGCAUACCGGGCUAAAUUAGACUAGCGUAAUUGAAAUCCACUAAAUUCAAUACAGAACCUGUAGAAAUAUUGUAAAAUAUCAGCGUCAGCCAUCGAGAAAAAAAAAGAAUGUGAUGGCCGCGAGCGAGUUUUGUAAAUAUUUCAAACUUUGACGAAUUCCAUAAUGAAGUUGAGAACACAGAAAAAAUCGACAUUUAUUACGUGUACAGUUCAAAAUUGAUGAAUAGAGCCCGUAACGAGCAUGAGUCAGCAGAAGGGAAACCAAAGUUGAGAGCUUAAAAAUUAAUAACAAGUACAUUCGUUGGUCGAAUCAAUCAAACGAAAUCACGAAACAGAAUACAAAAAAUCUCACAAAUCAACCCCGGGGAUCGCAUUGCAAUCAACCGUAACCGAUCACGAUUGCAUGAGUGAGAACAAAGCAUAGCCUAACUAACUGUAAAGUGAAUCGUGUGGAAAAAAACGACCGUACUCGAACCGUUCCAUUGAGGAAAAUUAACAAAAACACAUACACAAAAACAACCUACGGUCACGCAUGUGUUACCCCUUGGGAGCGGCGGGGGAAUAGAGGGUAAUGUAGAAAAGGUCACGUUAAAAAUGCAUUUAUCCAUUCACGUACAUACACUACUCUGCCCUCUCGUUCCCACGAUAGGAGGUCACUCGAAAUUGUUGCAAAUUAGACUAUGCAAAAGGGCAAACGGGCUGAUUGUUGAAUGGAAGGCUAGAAAUGAACUCCUCAGAGAGUUGGCAGGCUUUAGUAGCGAUGGCGGGUGUAAAGGGGUAGAAACUGUUGGGUUGAAAUCUCGCAAAUGACUCUUUCAUUGACCGGUUGUUAUUGGACGGAUGCAGUUGACAGGGUACAGUUUUUGUUUGUCCUUUUGCCGUUGAAAUAGAUUGGUUUUUAGUUGACAGCUAGACUCAUUUUUCAUCUAUUUCAUUUCGGCAGUUGUUUAAUUGAAACGUUUUAACUCGCUCGUCUGUCACACGAUAACUCUAUACGCUAGAGAACGGUUUCCGGGAAUUCAUGGCCGAGACAGUUUCAGUUUGUUUCGAUUACCGCGCGUCUCCAUUAAAACCGAACGAUGGAAAUACACAAUUAAGUGUGCCUUGUCAAUACCGGUGCUGGUUAUGGUAGUGUGUUCACUGAUUUAAAUAGAUCAAACCAGAAAAUUUCACAAAUUUUUUUUUUAAAUAUGUUGAGCAGAUUGCUUUAAAAUCUGCACUUCAAAAUGCAGAUGUACUUUAUUGCUUGCAUUAGUGGGGGAACUGGGUACCCGCAAAUCUGAUUGUGUAUAAACACUUCCGCACAAAAGGAAAUAUAGGGUGCGAAUUACCCAACUGUGCCCUUGCUGUAUUCCUUCGAGCAAGCAAGGGUUCCAAAUAAAACAGCUGCGCGAAAAAAAAAACCGUUCAUAAAUUCAUGAACAAAAGAUCACGAUUUCGUGAACUGAACGAUUUACGCAAACCGUGACCAAGUUCCUAAAAUAAUGAAUGAUAUACCUCGUAUUCAUGAAACUAUUUGUGCUUUCAUAAACUAGGUCGCCCCAGAUAUGAACAUGGCGUUGCAUUUGAAUAUUUGAUUGGAUUACUGUUGUUUAGUUUUUGUUAUGAUUCUCGUUCAUGAUUUGGGAAUACACAGCCGACAGUUCAUGAUUUCAGGAGAGGAAUUCCACGAAGAUCCGUCCGAAAAUGAUUAAAAUCCUGAUCGACCAGCUUGGAUUCCUCUGAAACUUUACACAUUUCAUCGGCAUGGAAAACUAAACAUUUUACACAAUCAGUUAGAUUAAUUUGGCUCAAAAGCAAUUUUUUAAAAGGGCGUAAACAUUUCUACGUGCAUUAAUUUCAAAUUGUUUUGUUCUAUUACUGUAUUUUAUACAGCAAAACUUUAUGAAAACGAGUUUGAGAGAAUCAAUGUACAUGUGCGAAAAAAAUAUACACUGAAAAAAAAUUUGCGUCAUUUUUCACAAAAACAAAAAUUUGUGUUAAAAAUUAAAAUUGUAAAAAAACCUUUUUCUAAUUUUUUAUAUUUUGCCAAUGAAAACCUCAAGAGAAAAGAAAGAUUUUGAAUGUAAUUGUAUGAUGGAGAACUUAUCGGUAAAAAAG
Messenger RNA from Topomyia yanbarensis, 6474 nucleotides. It is a transcript of the gene dpr12, whose product is annotated as zwei Ig domain protein zig-8. The transcript has 9 exons. The record is from RefSeq and is a predicted model, not a curated record. Gene Ontology annotation, cellular component: neuron projection membrane. NCBI's taxonomy places the organism in Eukaryota, Metazoa, Arthropoda, Insecta, Diptera, Culicidae. Gene Ontology annotation, biological process: synapse organization. Bases 2872 to 3948 code for a protein of 358 amino acids.